UAUUAUAGUAAUAACACAGGCGAUGUGAUUGAGCAGAAGAGGACAUCCAGUGAACUUAAUGCGACGAACUGUCAGCUAGCUGAAGAUAAACCAGAGCGGUGUUUAUGAUAUUCAUCAGUUUUAAGAAAACCAACAAUACUUCCGCACUAUGGCAUUUAACUUCGGUCAGACGGGGACGGGAGGCUUCGCCUUCGGAGCCCCUAAAACCACCGCUGCACCCCCCACAGGCUUCGGGCUGCAGACCAGCGCUCCUGCGGGGGGCGGCUUCUCUUUCGGGGCCAGCCAACCCCAGACGCAGACUUCGGGGAACCCACAGACGUCUCAGCUCGCAGGACUCCUCGCACAGCCGACGCAGAACAGUGGAAGCACACAGGGAGGAUUCAGCUUCGGGGGCCAGCCUCAGAGCACCGCCCCGAGUGGAGGAUUCUCUUUCGGUAACUCUCUUCCAAAACUCAGCACACCUGCAGCAUCUCAGCCUGCGACCACAAGUGUGACUCUGGGGGCUUCGACUGCCGGGACGGGCUUCAGUUUUGGAGGUCUCUCCACUCAGACCACUGCAGCCCAGCAGCCUUUGGGUGGGUUCAGCUUUGGGACGCCCAAAGUUCAAGCCUCCUCCGCUGCCCCGGCACAGCCCACCCCUUCGCUCUCAAUCGGGGCUCAACCCACAGGGCUGACUCUUGGAGCUCCUACUAUUGCCUCCACAGCCUCAACAACUGCAAUUAACUUUGGAUUUAAAACUUCAGCCACCCCAGCUCCCAUCAGCUCAGCACAGAGUCAGUCCCUGACCGCUCCAGUGUCCUCUCUGUUUGCUGCUCCUAUAGCCUCAACACCAGCCACAGGAUUCACAUUGGGCUCGUCGAUGGCCUCGGUGGCUCCUGUGAUGAGUUCAGCAUCCAUCGCUCCCACAAGCCUGUCUCUGAAACCUCUAGGAACCGCUCCUGCUAUGAGCACAGCCGCUGCUAGCACUGCAGCCACUGGCUUUUCUCUGGCACUGAAGACCGCAGCAUCCACUGCACCAUCCACCAUCACAUCCACCUCCUCCACCAUCCUCACAACCAGCACUGCUCCAGUGAUGUCAUACGCUCAGCUGGAGGCUUUGAUUAACAAGUGGAGCUCAGAACUAGAAGACCAAGAGCGACACUUUCUUCAGCAGGCCACUCAGGUCAACGCCUGGGACCGCAUGCUGGUGGAGAACGGAGAGAAGAUAACUGCUUUACAUAAAGAUAUGGAAAAAGUGAAACUGGACCAGCGAAGGUUGGAUCAGGAACUGGACUUCAUCCUGUCCCAGCAGAAAGAGCUGGAGGACCUUCUGGGUCCAUUAGAGGAGUCUGUGAAGGAGCAGAGCGGAACCAUUUACAUGCAGAACGCAGAUGAAGAGCGAGAGAGAACGUACAAGUUGGCAGAAAAUGUAGAUGCCCAGCUCAAGAGAAUGUCCCAAGAUCUGAAAGAGAUUAUUGAGCACCUCAACACCUCCAGCGGUCCUGCUGACAACGCUGACCCGCUUCAGCAGAUCUGCAGAAUCCUCAAUGCACAUAUGGACUCCCUGCAGUGGGUAGAGCAGAACUCUGUGUUACUCGGGAGGCGAGUGGAGGAGGUCUCAAAGCUGUGUGAAAGCCGCAGCAAGGAACAAGAGAAGGGCUUUCGUCUGAACUUCCAGUGAUCAUGCAUUGUUUUUUCCCCAUUUUUCUCUCAGUCAGUUAUAAAUGAAUGCCAUUGUAUUUGCUUCAAAAUAAAAUUAUUUCCUUCUACUCCA
This is a messenger RNA of Carassius auratus (goldfish), 1753 nucleotides long. RefSeq names its product nucleoporin 62 like (gene nup62l). Gene Ontology annotation, biological process: RNA export from nucleus; protein import into nucleus. The transcript has 13 exons. The coding region runs from base 149 to 1660 and encodes 503 amino acids. The record is from RefSeq and is a predicted model, not a curated record. Lineage: Eukaryota; Metazoa; Chordata; Actinopteri; Cypriniformes; Cyprinidae. Gene Ontology annotation, cellular component: nuclear pore central transport channel; nuclear pore. Gene Ontology annotation, molecular function: structural constituent of nuclear pore; phospholipid binding.